AUGUAUUUGAGAAAAAAUUUUUUUAAUCUUAUAAAAAGAUAUAAUAUUUUAUAUUUAAAUUUUAUACAACAACAAGAAAAUCUAUAUUCGCAUUAUAUAGAUAAAAAUUAUAUUUCUUCGUUAACUUUAACGAACAUUUCAAAAUAUUCAAGUGAUAGUCCAUUAAAAUGUUGGAAUUGUAAUUUUACAUAUAAAUCUGAUUUAUUUUGCUCUAAAUGUAAAGUUUUACAAAAACCACCUGAAAAUUUAACUUAUUUUGAUAUAAUAGAUAUUCCAAAAAUUUACGAUGUUAAUGUUACGGAAAUUCAAAAAAAAUAUAAAGAACUGCAAAAACUGUUACAUCCUGAUAAAUUUAGUAACAAAUCUGAGAAAGAAAAGCAAUUUUCUGAGAUUUUAUCAUCAUUAGUAAAUAAAGCUUAUAGUACAUUAUUACAUCCUCUAAAAAGAGGAUUAUAUAUGCUAGAAUUAAAUGGUAUAACAAUAUCAGAAGGAACAGAUAAUGUGAAUACAGAAUUUUUAAUGGAAAUUAUGGAAAAGAAUGAAGAAAUAGAAGAUGCUGCAAAUAAUGAAGAAAAAAUAAAAAAACUAAUACAAAAGAAUGAGACUAUAUUAAAUAAUUUAAUAAUGAAUGUAGCAGCUGCAUUUGAACAGAAAGAUAUUAAGAAAGCAGAAUCUCUUCUUAUACAAAUGAAAUAUUAUGAUAGUAUAAAUAAUAGAUUAAAAAAAUUAAAAUAUGAUUUAGGUAUAAUAGAAUAA
Apis laboriosa (Himalayan honeybee) is the source of this 756-nucleotide messenger RNA. It is a transcript of the gene Hsc20, whose product is annotated as iron-sulfur cluster co-chaperone protein HscB. Gene Ontology annotation, biological process: [2Fe-2S] cluster assembly; protein complex oligomerization. The record is from RefSeq and is a predicted model, not a curated record. The transcript is spliced from 3 exons. Bases 1 to 756 code for a protein of 251 amino acids. Lineage: Eukaryota; Metazoa; Arthropoda; Insecta; Hymenoptera; Apidae. Gene Ontology annotation, molecular function: protein-folding chaperone binding; ATPase activator activity. Gene Ontology annotation, cellular component: mitochondrion.